This is a messenger RNA of Oryzias melastigma (Indian medaka), 1700 nucleotides long. It is a transcript of the gene idh1, whose product is annotated as isocitrate dehydrogenase (NADP(+)) 1. The transcript has 9 exons. The coding region runs from base 177 to 1421 and encodes 414 amino acids. Lineage: Eukaryota; Metazoa; Chordata; Actinopteri; Beloniformes; Adrianichthyidae. Gene Ontology annotation, molecular function: NAD binding; magnesium ion binding; isocitrate dehydrogenase (NADP+) activity. The record is from RefSeq and is a predicted model, not a curated record. Gene Ontology annotation, biological process: isocitrate metabolic process. Gene Ontology annotation, cellular component: peroxisome; cytosol; mitochondrion.
GUGUGGGCUUGUCUGGUUGGUCAGGAGGCUCAGAUGUCGGCUGUGAUUGGCCGCGCGCGCGCUCGGGGCAUGCCCGGUCCCCGCGGCUCUGCCCGCUGUCAGCUGGGACCCGUGUCAGUCCGCUUCCUCCUCCGAUCCCUGCCGGUGAACCUGACAAGCUCCGUCCAAGCUCCACGAUGUCUGAGAAGAUCAAGGCCGGCUCCGUGGUGGAGAUGCAGGGGGACGAGAUGACCCGGGUCAUCUGGGAGCUCAUCAAGGAGAAGCUCAUCCUGCCGUAUCUGGAGCUGGACCUGCACAGCUUUGACCUCGGUAUGGAAAACCGGGAUGCUACAGAUGACCGGGUGACAGUUGAGGCAGCAGAAGCAGUCCACCGUUACAGCGUGGGCAUCAAGUGUGCCACCAUCACACCAGAUGAGAAACGAGUGGAGGAGUUUAAGCUGAAGAAGAUGUGGCGUUCACCCAAUGGAACCAUCCGCAACAUCUUGGGGGGAACAGUGUUUAGAGAGGCCAUCAUCUGCAAGAACAUCCCCCGCCUAGUGUCCGGCUGGGUGAAGCCAAUCAUCAUUGGCAGGCAUGCUCACGGAGACCAGUACAAAGCCACAGACUUUGUUGUACCUGGCCCUGGAAAGGUGGAGAUGAUAUACACGCCUGUAAAUGGAGAGCCAGUCAAGUAUGUUGUGCACAACUUUGAAGGAACGGGUGGUGUAGCCCUAGGAAUGUACAACACAGAUAAGUCCAUUCAGGACUUUGCCCACAGCUCCUUUCAGAUGGCUCUGUCCAAAGGUUGGCCUUUGUACCUCAGCACCAAGAACACCAUCCUGAAGCAGUAUGAUGGCCGCUUUAAAGACAUCUUCCACGAGAUCUACGAGAAGCAAUAUCGCUCUCAGUUUGAGGCUAAAGGCAUCUGGUACGAGCACCGCCUCAUCGAUGACAUGGUUGCUCAAGCCAUGAAAUCUGAAGGAGGUUUUGUUUGGGCCUGCAAGAAUUAUGAUGGAGAUGUACAGUCUGAUUCUGUAGCACAAGGGUAUGGUUCCCUGGGAAUGAUGACCAGCGUGCUGGUGUGUCCUGAUGGACGCACCGUAGAAGCAGAGGCCGCCCAUGGGACUGUGACACGGCACUACAGACAGCACCAGCAGGGGAAAGAAACUUCUACUAACCCCAUUGCCUCCAUCUUUGCCUGGACACGGGGCCUCCUGCACAGGGCCAAGCUGGACAACAACAACGAUCUGCGCUUCUUUGCUGAGUCUCUGGAAGCUGUGUGUAUCGAGACCAUUGAGGCUGGGUUCAUGACCAAAGACUUGGCUAUCUGCAUCAAAGGCUUGUCAAACGUGGCCCGCACCGACUACCUGAACACCUUUGAGUUCCUGGACAAGCUGGCAGAGAACCUGAAGAUGAAGCUGAGCAGCCAGCCAAAGCUGUGACGCCGCAUCCUCCGCCUUACCGGAGCAGAGGGGAGGAGGGUGGGGCCUGCCCCCUAGCCCCUCUGCAGUAUCCCAAGACAACUAGCUCUUCUUGAGACUCUGAGCUGCCUUUAUUGGGGGGGGGGGGGUCUUGUGUCAGAUGAUCUGGACUCUAGUUUAAUCAUCUUACUGGGCUGCAGUCUUCUAAGACAGAAAGUGCUUUUGUCCAUCAGCUGCUCGUCACAGAGGUUCCUCUACACAACCCACUGCUACAAACAAUAAAGGCUUUUUAUGGUUUCA